Molecule: messenger RNA, 1421 nt
Organism: Heterotrigona itama
Lineage: Eukaryota; Metazoa; Arthropoda; Insecta; Hymenoptera; Apidae
Source: the annotation of a GenBank genome assembly
AUGUCCGUGAAAUUGGAAUCGAAUCGAAUUCAACGAGAUGAAUACGAUCACGUGACGCGUCAGUUAUUGGUCGAUACUUGUCGGUGAAUUAUGAUUUUGGUAGCUUGCCACGCGUGAUCGAGAUAUAUAUUUUCUCAAUCUCAAGCUCUCGCUAGAUACAUAUACGUACAUAUCUGACGUUUCUGUGUAAAAGAUUCAUGUUCAAUAAAUUAUACACGUACAUAAUCUUCUCUUUUACACCAUGGAAUUGUGAAAUCGACCCUCCAGUUUUCCCUAGAUUUUGAUCACGUGCUUUCGUUUACCUUUACCUAACUCAAUUUCUUGCACGGAAUGUAAAUCCGAUACUGUUUAAACAAUAAUUUCGGCGAUCGUCCUGAAAGCAGCGUCGUUCAACUAACGAAAUUAAAUUAUCCGGAGAGGUGAAAAUUUUGUUAAAAAAUAUCGAUUAAAUAACGUUGCGUUUCAUAACCUAUACUUAUUGUUUCAUUCUUAAAUUGUCUGACUCGAUCCGGUGAUUUAAUCUCGACGCCAAACUGUCUCACAGCGGAGAGUACGUAUUCGUGAAAUAGUUUUCUACGCGAAAACAUAACCUAUUUCGAUGUGUGUUUCUAAUCGGUUAUUUUCAUAUCGUUUCACUUUCAUUGACGUUACAGAAAAGACCGAAACCGAGCAGGCGGCAUGCCAGAACCUGUGCAUCAUCAAAUAAACGCUGCUCGCAAAACCUUUCAAACGCUUUACCAAAUCUCAAAGCUAUUAAAUACGAAUUUAGAUCCUACGACGCUGAGUAUAUGUAUACGAUUAUGCGAAAACGGCGUAAAUCCGUACGCACUUGCGACAGUCGUAAAAGAACUACAAAGAGAAGUAAGAGCUAUGAAUAGCACAGACCAACUAGAUUCUCCCACAAGCAAAUCUAAUUUAAAUAAGUAAUCAGUCGUUACAUUUUCCUCGUAAUUUCCAUACGUGUAGAAACGAACUUUAUUGAUCUACAACUUUUUACACGUAUACCGAUCAUAUGUUAUGAUUUGUGACUCUUAACGACGAAACAUUGAAUUGUUUUUCAUUAAUCGCGAGAUUAUUCAUUGUUGUUGUCCACUACAUCUUUAGCGAUGUUAUCGAUGAGCUAUUAUUGAAUUUGUCAAUAUUUAAUGUGUAUUUUUAACAUUUGUACUUGUUCUAGCGUAAAGUUAAUAAAAAUGUAACUGAUAAAUACCACUUAUGAGAUUGCUUAUGAAGCAAAUUUAUUUUUUUAUAGAAACGAUACACAGAAUUUUAUAUCUUCGUAUUAAUUAAAUCGUGCUACGUCUUAUCGAAUAGUCGAAUAGAAAUAAUUUAAAUGUACAUCUUUAUAAACAAAAAGAUAUUUCAAAUAUCAAAAAUUAUUCUAUACUUAUUUGCUUACAAUACACACACACACACACACA